AUGCACUUGAAGUUCGUCUUCAUCCUGCUACUCGCCCUCGUGGCCGAGUCAGUCUUUGCCCGUCUCCAGGGCCACCAUCGUCGCCACAUCCAUGGCAAGCACCUCGCUAUCAAGAACGACAACGACAACGACAACAUCGGUUCUGGUUCUAUAAUCGAACCUCGCACUCUUACCGACGUCAACGGAAAUGCUAUCGGUAUCGGUCCUCUCACUGCUACGCUCGGCAUCCUCCCUGGUGCAACUCUGGCCCCGACCAACGAUCACCCUCAUGAAGACCAUCCACACGAUGGUCAUUCCACUCACGGUGGUCACCACGAAGGCCAUUCUCAUGGUCAUCAUCCGCAUGGUGGCCAUCCCCACGACGGUCACCCCCACGGCCACGAUAAUGAGGCCAGCCCGCACCCCAUCAAAGCAACCGCAGCCUGGGACCAGACCCCUCCCGACGGCCAAUUCACCUGGGACGGCUUCAGCGGACGCACGCAGUCCCAAGGCGACGGCGUCGGCUACAAAGGCAACGUCGGCGACCCAUGGGGUAGCAACAUCAUCCUGCUCGACUCCGAAACCGACGCUCCGUACUACAAAUACGUCGCGCAACUGCACGGCCCUAAAGACGCCAACGCGCAGCCCUGGAAAGUCGUCUUCUGGAACAAGAUCGGCCCAGAUGGCAAGAUAUCUGGCUGGUACCAGCACUCUGCGCUUGAAUUUGAUAUGCUGCCCAAUGAGAUCAAAUAUGUGGCUUUUGACAAGGACUCGCAGGGUGGGUUUGGUGCUGCGCCUGGGGACCAUCUUCCUACCGAUCAAUGGGGUGGUUGGUCUAGUACUUGGGGCGAGUUUGACUUUGGUGAUGUGAAGAAUCAUGCCAUGUCUGGAUGGGAUGUGUCGUGUAUUCAGGCGCAGAAUGCCGGGCAGGAGGUGCAGGGGAUGAGGAUGUGCUUGUCCAAUGGGGACAAGUGUUCUACUAUCACGAGGGGCGCGAAGAAAGUUGAGAAUGCGUAUCCGAGUGAUAAGGCUGGAGUUGAUGGAUUGGGAGGUGUUGUUGGGGCAGGGGCUGUUAGGAUUGUUGUUGAGCUGGACUAUGAUGAGUAG
Messenger RNA from Aspergillus chevalieri, 1086 nucleotides. RefSeq lists its product as uncharacterized. The record is from RefSeq and is a predicted model, not a curated record. Gene Ontology annotation, cellular component: extracellular region. Bases 1 to 1086 code for a protein of 361 amino acids. NCBI's taxonomy places the organism in Eukaryota, Fungi, Ascomycota, Eurotiomycetes, Eurotiales, Aspergillaceae. The transcript has a single exon. Gene Ontology annotation, molecular function: IgE binding.